Adineta ricciae is the source of this 600-nucleotide messenger RNA. The record is from the annotation of a GenBank genome assembly. NCBI's taxonomy places the organism in Eukaryota, Metazoa, Rotifera, Eurotatoria, Adinetida, Adinetidae.
AUGUUCUUUUUAUUUUCAUUAUUACUAAUAUUAAUCUCUGUUCAAUCUACUCUUUCCUGUUCGUGUGCACCAUUACCACUCAAACUUGAAUUCGUUGGUACACGAUUUAUUUUUAUUGGACGUGUCAUUGAUGUAAAAGUAAUCAAUUCUGAAGUAAAGACAGAUUAUGACUAUUAUGAUCUACCUGUGAUUCGAAAUCAUGAUUAUGAUGAAAUUACUAUGGAAAUAGAAGAAUCAAUUAAAGGCGUUGAAAAUCGUUCACGAAUUGCCGUUCGUACUCCAUCACGAAGCUCAUCAUGUUAUAGAGGAUCUACAGUGGGUCAACGAUGGCAGAUGUGGGGUACCGUUUUAGAACUUUGUUCGAGAAGUACACAAGAUAUUACUAGAGAUAUUGAUAUUCUUAGAAAUUUAAUUCAACAAUCAUAUGAUUAUACAGAUUAUAGCAAUGAAAUGAAUGUUCAAGAAAUAUCAAACAAAGAUUACUUUGUGAAUAUAACUAUCGAUGAAGAUAAUAUUAACAAAGAAAAUUCUCUCAAUGUUUAUACUGAAGACGAUUUUCAUGUUAUUUAUUCAGGAAAAGAAAAAAUUGAUAUUUCUUGA